CUCAUACUCGCGAUCAGGCUGUCGACUCGGCGACAAUCUUUCCUUGUGCCAGUGCUUCAACCCCCGUCACAAAUCGCAGUUUGUAUUCUGCUCCCCGAGAGUAAACUUCUUCAGGUGAGACCUUGUCUCUCGCAACUCCCGGGAUGUAUCGAAGAAUCCUAGUGUUAAUUGUUAGUCUCGCGUUCGUGUUGACGGCUCGUGCAGAUAAGAAUGUAAGAUGCUAUGUGUGUACUUCAUUAACGCAUCCUAAUUGUGAAACAGAUCCUAAGGCACAUAACCUUGAACUUGACGAAUGUACUUUAAACCACAUGGUGGAUUGGAAACUGAAAAUUCAACAGCACAAAGCUUUAGAAUGGGCAGCUUCAAUUUUUGAUGUUGACAAUUUGGAUCCCGAACCUGUCGCUCUAAUGGCGUGUGCUAAAAUGAUUUUUAAGGAUAAAUAUCAAAACAUCACAAUGAGAAGUUGCCAAACAGCGAAGACAGAGACCUUUGACCCGUGCAAAUCGAUAAAUACAAUGAUCCCUAACGAUAAGAAGCUGGAAUUUUGUGAAUUAUGCACGGAGGACGCUUGCAAUAGUUCGAUUACAAUGUCGCCAAUAAUUUCCUUUACUUUGUUGUCCGCUCUUGGAGCUGUAGUUUUGGGCUGUUUUUAUAACAGCGCGUAACCUUUAUAUAUCAAAAUAUAGAGUUGAUUGCGAUCGGCCUUACAGGCGUUGCUCGUUAAUCGAUUCAUAGCGUAUUCUAAGACUUGAAAACACACACAUUAAGCAUAUACAUUGUUCACUAAUAUUUCACAUCGUGCCACGAGUAUGUAUCAUACAAUGGAUAUUCGAAAAAAGGAAAAAAAAAAUUAAAAAUUCAGCGUUGUUAGAUUAAUUUUUGACUAACGAAUAAAUUAUUUUUCUGUAUAUUUUUAUCGUUUUCUAUAUACGUACAUAAUUUUUAUUUGUAUUUUCUGUAGCGAGAUCGUAAAUUCCUAUUUCGUACAGACGAAAGAUGCAAAUUAUUAAAUAAUCAAACUUCUUUUCGCGGUUAAAUUAAACUUGCGAUAGUCUAUAAGGGAAUUCAUCAGAUUUGUUUCAUUACUUUAGAAUGACUUCUGAUAUAUAUACACGUUUCUGUCUUGUUUCUUUCCUGUUUCAUAAUGAAAUAAAAACAACGAAAUACGUAUGAAAGAAUUCCAGACAGAAAUGUGACUUUCCACACAAUUUCUAUUGUCCAAAUUUUAAGAAUAAAUUGGCUAGCAGAUUUUGUAUAUCGAAUACUUCGAGAAGCUCAUGUCUAUAGACUUAUAUUUAACGACUUUAUGCUGAUUGAGCAAUGGUCAUUGCCUGUAUGUGUGUUCAUUAUAAAAAUUCGGAUGUUAUUAUGUAUAUUUGUCAAAUUGCAUUUGCGAUUAAAUUCAUUAAGCACGACCUUACAAGCAUAAAGAAGUAAAUAUAUGUAUAUUAUAUAUGUACUUGAUCUUAUAUGUGUAUUGUACAUACAAACGAAGAGGCUUAUGAAAUAUCAAAUUUGGCUAAUGUUUAUAUCACGGAAUGCUACUUAGCUUCUAAAGAUGGAAUAUAUUAUUAUCGAAAAUUGUGACGAGCAAUAAAUAUAUAUCGACCGAU
Bombus pyrosoma is the source of this 1613-nucleotide messenger RNA. RefSeq lists its product as uncharacterized. The transcript has 3 exons. The record is from RefSeq and is a predicted model, not a curated record. Bases 144 to 665 code for a protein of 173 amino acids. Gene Ontology annotation, biological process: sleep; regulation of synaptic transmission, cholinergic; positive regulation of voltage-gated potassium channel activity. NCBI's taxonomy places the organism in Eukaryota, Metazoa, Arthropoda, Insecta, Hymenoptera, Apidae.